AUGUCUGAGAGUGAAGAGAAAUGGAUGCAAGCCUCAUGGAAUGAUGUUAAGGCUUAUGGUGAAGCUUUGCCACUUUUUGGUGUUCGCACGACGAGUGGUGCAGAAGGUGACAACCAUGGUUUACCUGGGGUGGUGCCCGAACUCAACGCGUGUAUGAGUCCUUACGUGCAUUUUGCCUUCGGUCGAUUGAUGUAUGCACCAAAAGAUUGA
This is a messenger RNA of Phytophthora nicotianae INRA-310, 210 nucleotides long. RefSeq lists its product as hypothetical. Bases 1 to 210 code for a protein of 69 amino acids. NCBI's taxonomy places the organism in Eukaryota, Oomycota, Peronosporomycetes, Peronosporales, Peronosporaceae. The transcript has a single exon. The record is from RefSeq and is a predicted model, not a curated record.